AUGAACCAAGAGAAUCCUCCACCAUAUCCAGGCCCUGGUCCAUCAGCCCCAUACCCACCUUAUCCACAAAAAAACAAUGGGCCCAGUACCUAUGGGGGGGCCCUACCUCAAGGAUACCCCUACCAAGGAUACCCACAGUACAGCUGGCAGGGCAGACCUCGGGAGCCUCCUAAAACCACAGUGUACGUGAUAGAGGACCUACGAAGAGAUGAGUUGGAACUAUCCACCUGCGUCACAGCCUGCUGGACUGCUCUUUGCUGCUGCUGUUUCUGGGGCAUGCUCACCUGACCAGCCCAGCCGUCCUGUCCUGCCUGCUCUGCCACCACCUUUGACAGGUGUGCCUGCCCCCAUCUCUUCUGAUUGCCAUAAUAAUGGCUAACUCUGCAAGACACCUCUACCUUUGGCACUACGUGAUUCUAGAUUAGUGGGGGUUGCUGCUGUUUAAUUUGGUGACUUAUCUUCUUAAUGUCCAAAACCCAUUUCUUAUUGAUCUUUAAAAAUGUUCUAAAUGACUUUUUUUUGGG
Cebus imitator (Panamanian white-faced capuchin) is the source of this 524-nucleotide messenger RNA. RefSeq names its product cysteine-rich and transmembrane domain-containing protein 1-like. NCBI's taxonomy places the organism in Eukaryota, Metazoa, Chordata, Mammalia, Primates, Cebidae. Bases 1 to 288 code for a protein of 95 amino acids. The transcript has a single exon. Gene Ontology annotation, cellular component: extracellular exosome. The record is from RefSeq and is a predicted model, not a curated record.